This is a messenger RNA of Solenopsis invicta (red fire ant), 1355 nucleotides long. Its product is annotated as dual specificity protein phosphatase 19. Gene Ontology annotation, biological process: regulation of MAP kinase activity; protein dephosphorylation. Gene Ontology annotation, cellular component: cytoplasm. The transcript has a single exon. The record is from RefSeq and is a predicted model, not a curated record. Lineage: Eukaryota; Metazoa; Arthropoda; Insecta; Hymenoptera; Formicidae. The coding region runs from base 201 to 788 and encodes 195 amino acids. Gene Ontology annotation, molecular function: JUN kinase phosphatase activity.
AAUAAAAGAUGAAAAAUGCAAGUUUAAAAAUCUAUUGUAAUAGCUGAAAAAUAAUAUUCUAUGUAUAAAGUAGAAUCCAUUUAUUACGGUUGAUAAUAACAUUAAUAUAUAUAUUUUUUUUAAUGAAAUACUUUGUAUAUUACACAGUACAAAAAUAUAAAAAUUAAUAUUUAUAAUAAAUAUUUAUUAAUUUUCACAUAAUGGAUCUACGAGAUCUUAUCGCGAAAAAGAGAUCAUCAUUAAAAUCAUGUAAAACAGUGAUAACAGAUCCGCUUGGCAAUAAAUAUGAAGUUGAACAUGGCCAAGUGAAACAGCUAGAAAAAAGUCUGCCGUUUGUAGUAGACGAAAAACCUGACCUGCAAGUUGCUAAUAUAAUACCAGGAUUGUAUCUCAGCUCUCAAGAUCCAGUAGUUUGCAAUGAUAUAUUAAAAAAAUACGAAAUACGACAUAUUUUAAGUAUAGGUGUCAACAUCCUUGAGAGAUAUCCUGACAUUCAGUAUCAUAUCUGUGACUUAUUAGACUUACCAGAAUCGAAUAUAUUACCGUCGAUAAAAAAAUGCAUCAACAUCAUACGUACUAGUCGUAAAGAAAAUAUUCUUGUACAUUGUAACGCUGGAGUUUCUCGUUCUCCAAGUAUUGUUAUUGCUUAUUUAAUGAUCGUUAUGAAAUUGUCAUAUGAUGAAGCUUAUGAUACAGUAAAAAAAGUGAGAAGUUGUAUUAGGCCUAAUGACGGAUUCGUGAAACAACUACGUAGUAUUGAAAAUACAACCUUUGUUCACGAAUUAUAAUGUUUCAAUAUAUUCAAAUUUAUAAUUUUCAUGUCACAGUUUUUCUUUAAUGUUUUAUCUGUAUAUAUGUAUGUGUUAUGUGCUGGUACUUAUAAUAUACAUAGAUCGGUAAAUUAUUAAUGAGAACUUCUGGUUAAUAAUUUUGACAUGUUUCAUAAUUAAGAAUAAAUUUCAUUGUAUAAAUAUAUUCGCAAUUUUGUGAAUUAUUUUCUUUGGACCUGAGAUUGAAAGGGCAGAAAAAAAUGUAUGCAUACAAGAAAUGGAUAAAUAGAUCAAUGAAUGUAGUAUAUUGUUACAAGAUAAUCAAUGUGUUAUAACAUUAUUUACUUAUGUGUACAGAGAAUAUUGUUUCAUGUAAUUACAAUAUAUUUUAUUAUAACUCAUUAGAAAAUUAUAUUCAUGCACAGCAUCUAUGAAAUCCUUAGCCAAAACUAAGCAUAGUAAAAUUUACUAAUUCUGGCUUUUCCUUACAUUUACCAUGCAUUGGAGAUGACACAUAGGUCGCCGUACCAAGUAGAUUUAUAAAAAUUACUGUAAAUCUAAAAAAUAUAAGUGAAUUUCUGUAUA